Penicillium manginii is the source of this 1200-nucleotide messenger RNA. Its product is annotated as alpha/beta fold hydrolase. NCBI's taxonomy places the organism in Eukaryota, Fungi, Ascomycota, Eurotiomycetes, Eurotiales, Aspergillaceae. The record is from RefSeq and is a predicted model, not a curated record. Bases 1 to 1200 code for a protein of 399 amino acids. Gene Ontology annotation, molecular function: hydrolase activity. The transcript has a single exon.
AUGUCUGAUACCUCCUCACUGCCCCUCCCCGAGGGAGUCUCCAGUCGCCUCGUUGAGACCACCGAUCUGACCUUUCACAUUCUCGAAGCCGGCGCCACUCCCGAUCGCGAUCGUCCCUUGGUGAUCCUCCUACAUGGUUUCCCUGAGAUCGCCUACUCCUGGCGCCGUGUUCUACCAAAACUGGCCGCCGCUGGUUUCUACGCCGUCGCCCCUGAUCAGCGCGGCUUCGGUCGGACCACAGGCUGGGAUACCCGCCAAUAUCAGGAUGUCGAUCUAUCAACUUUCUCGUUGACCACCCUCGUGCGCGAUAUCGUUCUGUUGGUCAAUGCUCUGGGUUAUCGAUCCGUUCAUUGUGUCGCGGGUCAUGACUGUGGCGCCGUCACGGCCUCGACAUGCGCCAUCGUCCGGCCGGAUUUCUUCCGAAGCGUCGUCCUCAUGAGCCAUCCUUUCAACGGGACUCCCGAACUACCCUUUAAUACGGCUAAUAGUUCUAGCGAUGGUCAACUAGCUGAUGCUGGUGCUGGUGCUGAGGGUUCAGCUGCGGCAUCGGGUAUCCAUGAAGCGCUCGCUCAGCACGGCCGCAAGCAUUAUAAAUGGUACUACUCCACAUCACAAGCAAGUCCCGAUAUGUCCAACCUCGCCCCAGAGGACCUGCAUCGCUUCCUACGAGGCUACUUCCAUCUCAAGAGCGGCUCUUGGCCUGGGAACAACCCCCAUCCACUGAGCGGGUGGACCGCCGAUCAAAUCGUCCAAAUGCCUGGCUAUUACAUAAUGCCAGCAGAUGCCACGAUGCCUGAGACCAUUGAGAGAGAUAUGGCAAACGAGCCCACUAAGGGAUUAUCUUCGCACUCCUGGCUGCCGGAUGAUGAGCUUGCGGUGUAUGUGGGUGAGUAUGCUCGCACCGGCUUCCAGGGUGGACUGAAUUGGUACCGCGUGCGCACGGCUGCCGGUGGCCGCUACACGCGAGACUAUGAUCUUUUUGCCGGGAAGAAGAUCGAGACACCCUGUGCAUUCGUCUCGGGGAAACAGGACUGGGGCAUAUAUCAGGAACCCGCGGCGUUGGAUAAGAUGACCAGUGGUGCGGUGUGUUCGGACUUUCGACUGUGCCGACUGUUGGAUGGAGUUGGGCAUUGGAUACCCCAGGAAAGCCCGGAUGAGGUGGCGCGUACUAUCAUUGAGCUAGCGCGAGGAUUAAAUUGA